This is a messenger RNA of Musca vetustissima, 598 nucleotides long. It is a transcript of the gene Arl5, whose product is annotated as ADP-ribosylation factor-like protein 5B. Gene Ontology annotation, biological process: protein localization to Golgi membrane; vesicle-mediated transport; intracellular protein transport. Gene Ontology annotation, molecular function: GTP binding; GTPase activity. The transcript has 4 exons. The coding region runs from base 17 to 496 and encodes 159 amino acids. Gene Ontology annotation, cellular component: cytoplasm; trans-Golgi network. The record is from RefSeq and is a predicted model, not a curated record. NCBI's taxonomy places the organism in Eukaryota, Metazoa, Arthropoda, Insecta, Diptera, Muscidae.
AGAACAUAAACUAGUUAUGGUCGGUUUAGAUAAUGCUGGCAAAACCACAAUACUCUAUCAAUUUCUUAUGAAUGAAGUCGUCCAUACAUCACCCACAAUUGGAUCAAAUGUCGAAGAAGUUGUUUGGCGGAAUAUACAUUUCCUUGUCUGGGAUUUGGGCGGGCAACAGAGUUUACGAGCGGCAUGGAGUACAUAUUAUACAAAUACAGAGUUUAUUAUAAUGGUUAUCGACUCAACAGAUCGUGAACGUUUGGCUGUGACACGUGAAGAACUGUAUCGUAUGCUGCAACACGAAGACUUAAGUAAAGCCAGUUUAUUGGUGUAUGCAAAUAAACAGGAUUUAAAAGGAUCAAUGUCAGCAGCAGAAAUAUCACGUCAAUUGGAUUUAACAUCAAUUAAGAAACAUCAAUGGCACAUACAGGGCUGUUGUGCGUUAACUGGUGAAGGUCUCUAUCAAGGUCUGGAAUGGAUUGUUCAACGUAUCAAAAAGAAAUGACAAACUCAACAACAAAUGGACUGCGAUAGUAGUUUAUAGUUAAAUCAAUAAUUUACUAUUUAUAUAUAAAUAUUAUUUAAACAAAACAUUAAAAAACAAUAA